AUGUUUAAGAGAAGCAAGAAAAUUGAAGCAAAUAUGCAACACACAGCACAUAAAGUAGACGACAAAUGUUUACUAGAUCAAAAAAGUUUAUAUUUGGACUAUAAAGUUGUAAUAGAACAUUUUAACAAUCACGGUGUUCUAACCGAAAUACAAGUAGCUAAAAUUAUAAGAGAUGCACAUAAAAUAUUACUAUAUGAACCAAAUGUUAUUUCUAUAAAUAACGGUUCAUAUAUAGCUGGAGAAUUGAAAGGUAAUUAUACCGAGUUUAUAACUUUUAUUGAGAAAUUUAAUUUGAAUAAGCUGUCUAAUUCAACUACAGAUCUUAAUAAAGCAACCAACUACUUGUUGGCCAAUACUAUCAUAUUUACAGGUAAUUACAUUAACGAGGGUUAUUUCUCAACUGAAAUAUUAUUAACUUUACUUCUUUUGAAAUGUCAUUUUCCAAAGAAUAUUAUACUAUUGAGAGGUGCAGAAGAAUCUUAUUGUAAGUAUCUUAGAGGUAAUUUUAAAACCGAAUGUCUAAAAAAAUAUAACAUGUCAUUGUUCAACUUAUUUAUUGAAUUAUUUUACUCAUUACCUAUCUGUGCAAUAAUUCAAAAUGAAGCAUUUGUAUCACACGCAGGAGUUCCUAAUGUAGAAUAUUCAUUAAAACAAAUUAAAUCAUAUAAUAGAUUUAAACAAAGACCACUAAAAGAAAUGUCACAUGCUUUUGUUAGAAUGGGAUUUGAAGAAACUAAACCUUUUUUAAAGAAACUCAAUCUAGUAUGUUCAAUUAAAUGUUAUAAUAGUAGGAGUGGCAAAAUAAAACAAAUUAAUGAGAAUAUUAAAGAGUAUGAUACAGUUGAAUUAAGUUCAUUACAAACUAAUUUUAUUUACUAUGAUCAUUUAAAGAUAACCAAAAUAAAGAUAGAUCAAAAAGAAGAUCCUUAUGUUUUACCGGAAUAUCGUUCAAUAUUUUAUUAUUCACUUCCUUUUAUAAAAUCAAAUGUAAAACAGUUUUUAGAAGAAACCAAUCAUUUAAAAGAUUUACAAAUACUUAAUAGAAGUAAAAGUUCAUUUAACCUUAACAUUGAUUCCAAAUUACCAAAUAAAAACAAUAAAGAUAAUAUACUUCAUAUGCCAAUAACAACAAAAUCAAGAGAAAAAAGAAGUAUUUCAAAAUUAGGAUUGAUAGAAGCUAAAUCAGAAUUUUUACAAUCAUUGAAUGAAAUGUCAUUAGGUGAUUAUUGUCCAAUAGUUGAUAGUGAAGGUAUAAAAAUAGUAGAUGAAAACUAUUUAUUAUUUACAGAGAAAGUAAAAGAAAGAUUAAAGAAGAAAGGAAUUAAAGAAGCAACAAGUAAAAGAAAAAGAUUUUUUAUUUUUUGA
Molecule: messenger RNA, 1365 nt
Organism: Hepatospora eriocheir
Lineage: Eukaryota; Fungi; Microsporidia; Hepatosporidae
Source: the annotation of a GenBank genome assembly